AUGGAAUUCAGCUUCAGAUUCUACAAACACAAACACUUGUUUCGAUUGAAGGAAAAAUGGAAGAACAUCGGGGAGCACGUAUUAUACUACUCAAAUAUUGAAGGAAAAGAGACAAAUCAUACAAAUUUGAAUGAUGAUGUUGAGAGGGAUGAACAACACAACGGAUAUAUUAGCAUAACGUAUCCGGAAAUUAUAAACACUAUUCAAUAUUCAUCUAUAUGUAUGACAAUUUUUGAUAAAGAAAAAGAAAUUGAAGGAAUCGUGUCAAUGGAUUAUGAAAUGUAUCCAGGUUCCUCAAGUAUUACUGAAGAGAAUGCACAGGAACAUGUAUCACUAAUGGAUGUGUACCAUGCCUUAUCAUUACAUAUAAAAGAAUAUGUUUUGUCGUCAAAUUUAUCAAAAAAUAACACUCUAAUUAUUAAUUUAAUGAUUAGCGAAAAUGCAAAAUAUUUUAAUGAUUUGUGUUCUUAUUUAUUUCACAACUUUGAAGAUAUAAUAUUUAUUUUACUGUUUUUGAAAGAAAAAAAAAAAAAAAAUGAAGACUUACUUUCUAAUUGCAACAAUUUGAGAACGUGUCUAAAUAUAGACAUAGAAAAUGAUUUAAAGUUGGAAGGAUUGCCAUAUGAUAAAAUUAUCUUAUUUAACAAAUAUUCAUAUGUGAACAAAAUAUAUCUCCGAUUGACCACAAGUUUCGAUGUUUAUGAUUUGCAUGAAUUAUUCAGGAAGUAUUCAAAGCAAAAUGUACCAGAUACCAAUCACUAUCUGAUUUAUGACAUCAUUGAAAAAAAAACGGAUGAUGAUAUAUUGUUAACUAUACUUAAUAAUAAAAAGAAAAUCAUCGGGUUUACUUGGCUAAGGAAAAACAUAGACAUUAACAUUCUCAUUAACCUGUACAAUUUGAAGGAGUACAACUACUUGCUCAAACGGGGCUUUUUCAAUGACAUCGGACCUUCCCUGGUUGACUACAAGGGAGGAACAAAAAACCUUAACAAAAUGAAAAAAAAAUAUCUGUUCAUACAAUUUAAACAAUUCAUUAUGAGUAAAAUAAAAGUGGAGAGUUUAGAAGACUUAGACAGUAAAUUCCAAAUCGAUGCGGACGUUAUUUAUGAUUAUUUGCAUGAACAUUUGAUUGAGGAUGUGGAGGAAUAUGCAGAAUAUUUUGCGAAGAAGGAUUUAGACACGCGGAUAGUCUUGAGGAACAUCUAUAGUAAGUUGCUGUAUGACUACGAGAACUGCACACAGAACCUGGACAACAGUAACAUCAACUUUUCUCUGUUGAACAAGUUGAUUAACUUAUAUAUUCACAUAAGAUACACUGAUAUUGCCAAAGUGAGCACAAAAUUUCAAAAUAAUUUCGAGAAAAUUGAAAUGCUUUAUUUUAACUUUAAUACUGACAAAACAUAUAAAAAGAUAUACGACAAAAUACGAAAGAAAAAGGGAGACUUAAGGAACGGUCAAGGGGUAGAAAAGGAUGGAGAAAAAAUGAACAUCGUCAAACUGAACCAUGAUAAUAAUGGAAAGAACAGGCCUGUAAAUAAUUCAAAGGAGAUGGUGAACUUGUCUUACUUUGACAUAUUCCUUUUGUUGCAGAAUAUUUACCCGGAGACAUUUAAAAAGAACGAGAUCAUACUGUUAUUUCUCUUCCUAGACCUAUACGAGUUGAUCAGUGUUCAGGAGUCAACUCCAUUUGAUUGCGUUUCGUUCAAGCUAUACUUAAAUGAAAUGGUGGAUAUUAAGAAAAAUUAUUUUAUAUGCAAAUACAAGCACAUUGAUUGGUUGAGAAGUUUAAGCGAUAAGGAUAAAAAUGCCUUUUCAUUAAACAUGUUUAUUUUAAAUGAUAAGUAUUAUAAUCACUGCAAAGACAUUUUGCUGAAGAUAGAAAAGUACUAUGAUGAAGUUGAUUAUGUUAUUACCACUAACAACGAAAAAGGAAGCAUUCCUUUCAUCCUUAAUUAUUUCAAUCGGGUCAAGAAGAAAAGGAAGGCGAACACAUUAGAAUCAUUGUAUAUACUUAAUAAAUAUACUUUAUUCUUACCUCCAUGCACAGAUUAUAUGAGAUUAAGUGAUGUAGAAGAUGUACAGAUAUUACUGAAAAGUGUUAAUCAUGAAGAAAAGGAAAAAAUAAAUCAAGCAAUUUUAUCAUUGAGGCAUUUGCACAAAAAGAGAGUCAGUGAAGGGAAUCCAUUCUCAGAGGUCAGUUUUUAUCAGUCAAGCAAUUACUACAUAUUCGUGACAAGGUGUGGUGGGAAAUUGAUAAAUAUAACCUCAGGGAGCACAUUGAACAAUAUAGACUUUUAUUACAAACUAAAGGAUUUUGAUUUUAAAAAUGUGAUAUUGCAAAACGAGAAUCGACAUGAAAAGCACUUCCUGCUGUCUUUUUUUUCAUCCAUCAUUAUUUUCAAGUACUACGACAAGAGGAUUGUUCACAAUGUGCUUGGACUGACGAAGGCCUGCUCGUGCCACAUCGACGUUAGGUUUAAUACCCACUACGAUAUAUACAAGUAUUUUAAAUUUUUAUUUAGAAAAGACAACAGUGAGAAUUUAUGUAGAAAGAAAGACAUUUUGGAAAAGAGAGUAGUGCCAGAGCAAAGGAACGCAUGCCACAAAGGAUCCUACCUGGUGCUAACAAAGCAAAUGUGCUGCAGGAAAUAUAUGAAUAUAGAUCAUAACAUUGUUUUCUGGGGACUUAAUGACAUAUGCUUAAAUACCUUGUACAAAUUAAUGACAAAUAACGAAUACUUUUUUAAUAACAUAAUUCUUAUAAUAUCAUACAAAAAUAAAUAUCUUGAAAAUAAAUCAUAUGGGGUACAAUCAUAUGGAACACAUGAUGAAUACAAUUGCAUAAAAAAUUGGAGUUUGGAAAAUUUGGAGAUAUACUCAAAAUUAAAAAGUAUAAUGAUUAAAAAAAGAAUAAAAAUAAUUUAUGAUAAUGUUUUUAGCAUUGAUAGAGAGAAUAAAAAAAUAGAAUUAAGUGAUAAACAAUGGAUUUUUUAUGAUUACUUAUUUAUAUGUUUCGAUAAAGAAGAUAUUACCAUGUAUUCCUUCGAUUUGAAUAGUUAUGAAGCAGGAAAGAAAAAAAAUUUUAAUUUUAUUCAAAAAAAUAAGAGCUCUUCAUGUCCCAUUGAGUGUUUUGACUUUUUAACGAAGGCAAAGGAUUAUGAAAAAUAUGAGUUCACCCAAGAUUGUUAUUACUACCCCAGGGGAACUGGGGUGUCAGGCAAAGCUGAUCAACAUAUCAUGAUGAACCCAAAAGGGAGGAAAAAUAAAAACUACUUGAACAGUCAGAAUGGUUACCAUGCCAUCUGUCCAUCUAUUCGAGGAGCAAAAAAUGGAGACAUCUCAUUGGGGGAGGGAAAAGAAAAAAACAGCUGCACUGAAAGAUACCUCAGGGGAGUGGAUUUGAAAAAAAGACAAGCAGGGGAUGAAGGGCAGCUGAAGGAGAAAACAAGGAGACAUAUUCAUGGAGUAAGUCGAAGGCAUGGAAGACAAGGACACAGAGAAAGAGUUGACUAUGUGUCAGGCAAAAAUAGGGACACCAUGAAGAAGGGAAGUAAUAGUUCAAGAGAGGGAGAAAACAUGAAGAAGGAGAAGAUAGAUCAAUAUAACGAAGAAGAGGAGGAAGAAAAUUACUAUUCUGGAUACACAAGUGUGUCUUCAAGUUGUAUUCAGACGAGCGAAACAAGUCAUUCUGAGGUAGAAAGGAAAAGCAGUAUCAUGGAGAUCUAUGAUGGUACAACGGGUCAACCGGGUGAGGCUUCUUUUGAAAGGAAGGAAAAAAUUUACAUUUUGUCACAAGGAGAAAAUGGAAGAAGUGAAAACAUGUUGAUAAAACCAGGAAUUAAGAAUGAAAAAGUGGAAAAAGAAGGAAAGGGAGACUCAUCAGUAGGUGGAGAUAAAAAUGAUGAGAAAAGUGGUGAAAUUUCUAAAGUGUUUGAAUUUCGAAAAUUUAAAAAAGGUAAGAUAGAUGGAUGUAGUCAAAGUGAUAACAGGAAUGGAGAAGAAGAAAAAACUUGCUUGACAGGGCAUAAUCUAGGGAAUGCAAAGUUGUGGGGAAAAAAAGGAGAGAAAAAUGGAGAGAAAAAUGGAGAGAAAAAUGGAGAGAAAAAUGGAGAGAAUAGUGGAGAGAAUAGUGGAGAGAAUAGUGGAGAAACAAAUUGGGGGAAAAGCGUGGAAGGUAUUUUCAGCAUAAGUGAUCCAUUUUUAGAAAAAUAUUUUGACAACAAUAGUAAAUACAUGAGUGUCGUGAAAAAUUGUGUAAGUUACAUUGUCAUAUAUAGUGACAAUAUGAACAUUCUUAGCAUAAUUAAUUUUUUCUUUAAAAAUGGGAUCAGCUCGUAUAAACUGUUAAUUAUAUCUCCACACACUUGUGGUAAAUGUAGCAAAAAAAUUUCAAAAAUGAAUUUAAGAGAAAAAAUAUUUCAGCAUAGGACAUAUUAUAAAUAUAAUGCUCAGUUAAAAGGCAACUAUUUAUUUUCCAAUAAGACAUACCAAAAAAAUAAUUAUCACAAAAAUUGUAUAUGUGACAAUAUUAAGGGUGUCCUCAAUAAAGUAUUUGUUCUGUUUCAUCUGCUUAAAAUUCGUAUCAUUCGUGGAGAAAUAAUUGCCAUCAAGACGAGUACACAUGAUAGAAUAAAGCACGUCAUUGUUCGCUUUUGCAAACACAGGAAGGUUGAUAAGACUAUUCUUUCAAUGCAGAAAUUCAUUUGUGAAGAUGUUAUUUUAAUUCCUUGCAGGAUCUUACUAACAUCGUACGUCUUCAACAUAAGCAACCAUUUGCACUACGUGCUCAGCAAAGCCUCCAUCGUUUACAAUGAUCGAAUAUGUGUCAACCACAAUUUCCAGACAAAUGAUAAAUACAUUUUCAGCGCAGGAGAACUGUGUGCAUUUUCCAGUAAAUACAGAAUUGGAAAAGAAAAUGUCUUAAAGCAUGAACAAUACAAUGGUACAGAAAUUGGAAAGCUUGUUAGCAAGAGGUUUUUAAACAUCAUUAUGGAAAAUGUUCGAAAGCAGAUAAAUUUUGUGGGAUCCAAGAAAAGUAGUAGAGGAGAAACAAAAGAAGGCAGAAACAUGCACAAUGAGCAUUCUACAAAUGGGAUAGUAGCUUUCCAAGAUGAAGAAGAGGAAAAAUCCAUAGAUCUUUAUAAAAGACUAAAAGUGUUUGAGAGGCCAAUUAUCCAUUUCUACUGUCUUCCAUGUGAUUUUUAUUUUUAUCAUUUUGAAGCCCCUACAGGAGAUCUAUGUAAAUUUCAUCAUUCAUCUGUGACACGUAGUGAAGGAAGAAAUGAAAAAAGCAUAAAUAAUAGUAAGAAUUCAAAUGAGAUUGAAAACAAUUUUGCAAAAUUAUAUAAUGAGGCCUUUUUGACAGACACUCUAAAAAUAUACAUGCGAAAAGAUAUACAACACAGUAUAUAUUUCAAUGUCAAGCAUUUUGAAGUGUCCAGAAAUAUUACUACGAAUGGAUAUUAUUGCAGAGUCACAACAAAUUCCUUGAACUUGAUAAAUUCGUUUACAUACUUGGGCCGAGAAAAACUGAACUUCCACAACAUUCAUAAGCUGUGCAAUAUGUCUAUUAACUACUUCUACACAAUUCUGAAAAACAUAAGGGGUGAUCCCCAGUACGACAUUUUAAGUUUGUUGAGUGAGGAACGAGAAAAAUCCAUAUUCCACUACAGGUUUCAAAUGUUCAAGGAAAAACUCAAGAUGAAGUUAACGCAUUUGCCUAUGAUGAGGGAAUCCAUAUAUUCAUUGCUUCAGGACGUAAAGGAUCCAAUUUCUUUCAAAAAAUAUGUAAAAGAGGAUCUGUUUCAAAAAAAUGAUGAAAUAUUGGCCGUAAUAAAGGAGAAGGUAGAAACGCAUCUGAUUGAAUACAUUAAGGAAAACCCUGAACUCAUAAAUGGGUACUAUUUACCCAGCUAA
This is a messenger RNA of Plasmodium gonderi, 5916 nucleotides long. RefSeq lists its product as hypothetical. The coding region runs from base 1 to 5916 and encodes 1971 amino acids. The transcript has 14 exons. The record is from RefSeq and is a predicted model, not a curated record. NCBI's taxonomy places the organism in Eukaryota, Apicomplexa, Aconoidasida, Haemosporida, Plasmodiidae.